This is a messenger RNA of Gastrolobium bilobum, 1302 nucleotides long. Its product is annotated as serine/arginine-rich splicing factor SR30-like. The coding region runs from base 82 to 996 and encodes 304 amino acids. Lineage: Eukaryota; Viridiplantae; Streptophyta; Magnoliopsida; Fabales; Fabaceae. The record is from RefSeq and is a predicted model, not a curated record. The transcript has 16 exons. Gene Ontology annotation, molecular function: mRNA binding. Gene Ontology annotation, cellular component: cytoplasm; ribonucleoprotein complex; nucleus.
UGGCACAUAUUCUCCCUCAAGAGUGAAGAACCUGAUCUUCCAGUUCGUCUUUCUCAGUCUCUUCGCAUCUCAGGGGAAAAAAUGAGUGGUCGGUCAAGUCGCACAAUUUAUGUUGGCAAUCUUCCUGGUGAUGUUCGUUUGAGAGAAGUAGAGGAUCUUUUCUACAAGUAUGGUCCAAUCAUAGACAUUGAUUUGAAGAUCCCUCCAAGACCUCCAGGUUAUGCUUUUGUUGAGUUUGAGGAUGCUCGUGAUGCUGAAGAUGCAAUUCACUAUCGGGAUGGUUACAAUUUUGACGGCUUUCGAUUACGAGUUGAACUUGCACAUGGUGGACGGGGAUAUUCAUCAUCAGUAGACCGUUACAGUAGUUAUAGUGGUAGCAGUGGUAACCGUGGAGUUUCCAGGCGUUCUGACUAUCGUGUUCUGGUCACUGGAUUACCUCCUUCUGCUUCAUGGCAAGACCUGAAAGAUCACAUGCGUAGAGCUGGUGAUGUGUGUUUUUCUCAAGUCUUCCGUGAGCGUGGUGGCGUGACUGGGAUAGUGGAUUAUACCAAUUGUGAUGAUAUGAAAUAUGCAAUCAGGAAACUCGAUGACUCAGAAUUCCGAAAUGCCUUUUCUCGGGCAUACAUACGGGUGAGGGAAUAUGAUCGGAGUUAUUCUAGGAGUCCCAGUUGUGAUUCAAGGAGGAGCUAUUCUAGAAGCCCCAGCUGCAGUCCAUAUAUGUCACGAAGUCGAAGCCAGAGCCGAAGUAAUAGCUAUAGUGGCAGGAGCAGAAGGUUCACUUUGGUUGCAUUAAAGUAUGGUUUGUUUGACUCCAAAAGCAAAAUUCUCUCGGCCUUGAUCAAGCCUAUGUGGCCUUUUGCGGCGACCUGGGAACUGCAUGUUAGGAUCUUGAUGGCAUGUGGUGCUCAAACGCCUGCAACUUUGUGGUCUGAGGUCCCGGUCAAGAUCCAGAUCUCCAUAUUCAUCUCCUCGACCUCGACGGAGUUGCAGUCCUAGCCAGAGUCCGAGGAGCCUGUCUCAAUCUCGUCUGGCUUAGAUCUGAUUGACAGGUGAGAUCUGAACGCAGCGGAAUUGUUGACUCUAGAGAUCAUUACUGAGCAUGCAUUUUCCGUGCUGCAUUUUUAAUUUGAUAACUUGAACAUUACGACAUCUAAGACCCAAUGUGUGUGGCUCUGUAGCUCCAACUAGUUUUGUAUUUGAAUUUUAAAUUUGAUAUGUGAAGCCGUGAAAUAAACCUAAACCUUUUGUGCAUUUAAAUAAAAAGUGGAUGAUUGGAACAAGAACUGAAAUGAUGUGUUAUCA